Scylla paramamosain (green mud crab) is the source of this 6073-nucleotide messenger RNA. RefSeq names its product M-phase-specific PLK1-interacting protein-like. Bases 108 to 911 code for a protein of 267 amino acids. Lineage: Eukaryota; Metazoa; Arthropoda; Malacostraca; Decapoda; Portunidae. The transcript has a single exon. The record is from RefSeq and is a predicted model, not a curated record.
UGCAUGUAAACAAACGCACAUCUGAUCUGGGGCGAGUGGCUGGCGUUGUAAUUUCCCUCACUCUGAAUACAAACCCACCACACACGUGCUGUCCAGGGUAGUGAGACAUGAGCCGCAUCCCCAAUCCCUUCCUCGGCGGUGGUGAGAUGCAGCCCAAGCCUCCCCAGACUCCCUCAGGCCCGGGAUUCCUGAUGAUCACACGUCCACCCCCAGCCUGCAACACCUGGCGUGGCGCUCACCGAGGUCGCUCCUUCCCGCCCUCAGCCUCGCCCCGCCACGCCCUCUCCCCGCCCCACCCGUCUGACAGCUUCAUUCCGUUCUCAUCAACAGGUAGCAAUAAUAACCAGGACAGCAGUAGGCGAGGGCGUGGCGGCAGGUUUAGUCAGGGUAGCCCCAGGAUGUAUUCCCCCUACCAUCCCUCCCCCCGGGGCGGCGGCGGGGAGAGGCACAUGGGGAGCCCCGGACAUAACCAGGGUGCGUCCUUUACUCCCAAUAGACAGAAUCGCGACUCGUACGGUAACCAGAGACAACAUAGGUUUUCAUUUAAUGGUAAUUCACGAGGGGGUAGGGAUAACCGCGGGCCGAUCAGUGAUAUCCCUGUGGAAAAGUUUGUGUCUCCCAGCAUGGUGAAGGAUCCAUGGGCUGAGUUUGACGUGCCGAUGACAGUGACUACAGUUCCUACCCCCGAUCCCCUCAGGAGAACUUCAACUCUUCCAUUGUUAGAUGAUUCUGAGAUUAUCAUUGACUCAGACACCAGUGUGGUGGUGGAGAAUUCUUAUGAGGGUGGUGGCGUGAGCGGCACCGAGGGAGACAGCUCCCCGGUGCCGGACACGGGAAGUGACUCACCGUACGUUGCCACCUCCUCCACCUCGGACAAGGACAUGGCGAGUGACUCGACUGGUGAAGACUAGUACAACUCUUGUACAAACUGGGUAUUUGAAUAGCUGAUGCUAGCAGAUAAAGUUCAACCUCCGAUGGUCAACAAGUAUUUGAGAACGUUUUCCAAAAUUAUCGCCGCAUGUAUAAUUUUAUGUUGUAAUGGAAAAUGUUAUUUAGAAAAGAUAUAUCUUUUUAGUUAAUGAGGAAUUCAGAGAAGUUACCUAUCAAGUUGGCCACCUUUUGAGAUUUCUGAAAAAUAGUUUAUGUAAUGAUUUUAAUGUAGAAGUAAGUUUUCUUCGGUUGUUAAAAGAUGGUUUGUCUAAAACUGUGUGAGGGAAGCUGAUUGCAUUUGGGCCAUGUACAUGCAAAUUUGUUCAAAUUAUCAUAGUACAAAUCUAAAACCAAGUGUACAAAAUACUCAAUCAGCUUUUGAAAUUUAGAUUUCUUACUUUUUUACAAACUUCUAAGGAAUGAAUGACUUACUAUAAAUAAAUUGAUUAAAACAUAUGUUAUGCAACUUUUGUAAUACAUUUCUUAAUCAAAUCAUGAUGACCAGUGAAUACUAAGCUCUUGUAUAAUUGAAGUAUGUCUGAUUUUUAACAUUUGUUCAAGUGUGUCCAGAUAUUUCUCAUUUUUCAAGAUACUGUCCAGCCUAACCUACUUAAAUCAAUUUGUGUUCAAAGGUUUUAUGUUAUUUUCAAAAACAUGUCUAAAAGAAAUCUUUACCUUCAAAAAUUAUAUGUAUGUACUUGUUAAAGAGAGAACUAGUAUGAUCUGGGACUCUAAGAUAAUGCAGUAGUAAGACACUGCAGUCUAGAAAUUCAUAUUGAAAAUCUGUGUGUGUGUCUGUCAAUCCCUUAUUGGCAAUAUAUAAUUUUUUGUUUCAACCAUUUGUAGUGUCAGGAUAUUAUGAACCAUGAGCUUGAUUGGUUUUUCUUUGCAUGCUUAUUUUCAUUUUGUAUAGUUUAGUAAAUUGUUAAAAUUGCCUAACAGCAUGUGUGGAAGUGUAUAAAAUGUUAUAUAUUUUCUGGAUAGACAAAUAAAUAAAUGGAGGAGUUAUUCAGCAUAAGCAGUUUCAUCAGUAAUUUGAUCUUUAGUGGAUAGUUAUAGUGUUUGUCGUGGGCAUCGUGUGGCAAGUUUCAUGUAUUUCCCCCUUUUUCAUAACCAAACUAAACUCCUUUGUGAACAAGGUGUAAGAAAACAAUUGAGCUUAUUUCAUCUUGUAGGGUCCUUUGAAAACAAGCAGCUUUAUGAGACAGGGAUAUAAAAUUAUGUGCAAUAUCUCUCAGCCUUGAUGCCCGGGAUGUGUAACAGUUUUGAGGGGAGGUGUGUGUUGGAUGUGGGAAUCAUAAUUGUAAGGGUCUUUAGCACCAAGCCGGCAGCAGAUGUUGUGGCACUAAUGCUCCUUUUAGUAAUGCUCGUAUUAGCUGAAUCAUUUGAGGUUUAGGCAAAAAAAAAAAAAAAAAAAGACAUAUUAGAUUUUGAGAUGUAAGACUUGUCAGGAAAAUUUGUUUAGGAAAAUUAUGUACCUAUGUAAACAAAAAUUCAUUCAUUGUGUAAAGGAUCAGUGGUCUUUCAGCCACUUGCUGCAAAAAUAUAUAUAAAAAAGAUAUAUAUUAUUGUUCAUGAGUAUUAAGACGGGACAGGUAAAAAGAAAUCUAUAACGAUGUGUGGAGUAAUCUUUUUAUUACGAAACCUUGGCCCCUCCAAGAGUAUCCACCACAACGCAUGUAGUAUGUGAAAAAUGUAUAAAUCAGUUACCUAUGAUACAAAUAUACAGAAUUUAAUGUCAUUCUUAUGGGGACUUUGUAUUUGCUGGUAUGUUAAGCUUUGAUUUAUUCAUAGACAUCAUGCUGCUGUCUCAUGCAAAAUACAGUAUUCUUUUUAUACAGUGCAUUGCUAACGUGACUAUCAUUACAAUAAAGAUUUGUAAGUUUAUAAGGUUUUAAAUUUUCUUUGUUGCAGUAACAUGAUUCACCUGUUGAUGGCAUCACUGGGUCUGGGUUCACUUGGCAAUGAUUCCUUCACUAAAGCAUACAUGGUAUACCCUAAGUAGCACAGCCAUCACUCGUCCCCAGAGGAGGCGGGUUGACCAAUACAGGUUGCUAAUUGGCAUUGAAAUUCCAAAGUCAAGCAUGAUUUCUUUCUAGGUUAAUAAUUGCUUCCCAUAAGAGUGACAUGACUUACACACACACACACACACACACACACACACAUUCAUGCAGACUAGACGCUACAUUCAGGGAGCAUCCUCUUCAGCCUUGCUGGAGUUGAAGGCCAAAGCCAUCAUUCUAUUUCUACAGUAGUAAAUGGGAAGCACUCCAAGCAUUUGACAAACGUUCAAGUUUGACUUCAUCGUACAGUAAAAUAUUGAAAACAUGCCGUAUAUGGUGGUUGGAUAUCAGCAAAAACAACACUAAAGUUAGAAAAUCUUUGUGCUGGAGUCUUUUGCAAAGACUCCCCCUAUUCAAAUGAAGGAAACAGUUAAGGGCAUGGGUGUGUGUGACAGUCGAUGUUUGAUGUGUUCCUUUCUCUCCUCUGCCAUUCUAAACAGUUCCCAGUGAACCGUUUGUUACUCACAUCUUGUUAAAUGUUCAUCCUCACUCGUACAAACAUUCAUAACACAAAUUUGAAUGCCACUAAAUAUAUGAAUUUACAUAUACAAUAUAAAUACUAAUAUUAGUAAUCUAUACACAUUGUUUCUCACACUAAGCACUAAAACAAAAAACAGAAAAUAUCUAACAGUCUGCCUGGCAGACAAUAUAUCAUCUAAAACUUUGAAUACAAUGUCAUACAUCAAAUAAAACAUUCAACAGAAAUUCAUACACAAAUGUACAUCUGCCCUAACAUAGAUAUAAAUAUAACACCGAUCCAGCAUGGUGGGGAGCAGGGCGUGCAGUAGUGGUGACCUUGUAAACGGCUGAAAGAGACAACACGGGUUCCACCUCAAUGUGCACACGCAAGACUCGGUCCUGCCACAUAUGAGGGAACACUCAUCAUGGUGAUGAAAAAUUGAUAUUGGGGCGAAAGUGUUCUGGUGAAGAACGCAUCGCAGCUCAGAUGUUCAUGUUACACAAGCCACACCUCUGAGGAGAGACAGAUCCUCAGGGGUGACUGGUCUCUUUCCAUUGGCAUGUUUGAUAAGUUUAAACUGCAGCACAGCCUCUGCUCCAGCCUGUGGGGUUGUUGGGAUAAUCUUUGCAAACUUAGAGAGGAAAUCUUUUCAGGACACCUCCUAAUACUUGACUGCAGAUGUGUUGGUAGGGCUUGCUGAUGUGCAGAACGUGUGGGAAGCCAUGGGUGGCGCACCGUGCAGGGGACGCGCUGCACCUUAGCCAUCGUUCUCAUUUGUGUUUGAAAGCGUAGUGUGCGUGACUUUCAAGUUUGUCAGAGAAUAUUUUAUGCAUAUCUUAUGUUUGGAGUAGGAUAACAGCAGAAGGAUUAGAAUAUGUACAAAAUGUAGAAAUACUACAAGACAAAGUGGCAUGUUGUAGCAAAUAGAAAAUAAAAAUUAUAAAUAAAAAUAUAAAAAUGAAGGAACAGAAUGUUUUGUUGGAUCUGAAUACCUAAAAUAAAGCUAACUCAAAGCUCACCAUCUUUUCAAACCAAGUAUGCAAAUUGUGUUUUUUGAUCAUGUACUUACUCACCUCUGAUUGGAAGCUGACAACCCUUCACCUUGACCUGACCUGUUUUGUGGCCCCAUCACGGCACCAUCGCCCCGACGGAGUGCAAAGACUGCCGUAAAUGCAACAAAUAGAAAAAUAGCACCACUUCCUAGUAAUUCACUUAGCCAUAACUUUAGCAAAUCAUGGGACGAAGCCUCAUGGCGAGUGAAGCUUCAGCACGGCUUCUUAAUCUAGAUAUAAAGACCCAACAGGAACGUUGCUCAGCGUGACCCUCGACAAUAUCCGGGCUGGUGUGACCUCAGUACAGUAUUCCUUCAUCACGGCAUCUCAAAAAGAAGACCGGACCAUGUUCAUAAUGCAGGCUGGGAGGAGAAGAGCAGUACAGGGGUGAGGGUGGUAAUGGGAGUGUGGCUUGGGAAGAGGGAGGCAUGGAGACAGUUACUCCUGACAGGGCUAAGAAAGUGCUUUUUAGUGCUAUUGAUAAGAAGUGAGAUGGAUUUUGAUUGCAGUGCGGCUUGAGAAGAAAAGCAUGGAGACAGUUACUCCUGAAAGAUCUCCUAUUUAGUGCUAUUGAUAAGUAAGAGGUGAGAUAGUUUUGAUUACAGAGUGCAGAGCUUCAGUUCAUUGAAAUUAUGAACACAGUCCCCAAGAGACUGGCUAGAUGCAGUAGGGCGCACUUCCUCUCUAUCUCCAUUUAUGCAUUAAAAGAGUAAACUUCAUUAAACUUAACAGUUGUAUCAAAAGUUUUCCUGAUAGUGGAGGCACUGAGGGUGUGUUGCCCUACCGGAGGCAUCGGCCAACACCAGUCAGGUGCUGGCUUAAGUAUUUCAGGUCCUGAGAAGACACACACUGCCUCUGCUAAUCAAUCUUUGGUUAUAGAGGCAUCUGUGUUCUUGUCAAGUGCAGUGAGGGAUAAGCAACAUGUACUGUACUAAAAUGUACAGUGCAUUGUGAUUAUCAAGUCAUGUAGUGUAGGUUCUGCUGCACGGUAUAAAUUAUAUCUCAGGACGUCAGAAUCUGCCUCUAUCUAGAAAUCGUCAAUGUCUUCUUCUUGAGAGUCCUCAUGUCAGAAGUUGGUGUCUGGCCGCCGCUUGGCAUAGGUGGCCGAGGAGCCAUAGGGGCCGGACCAGUCUGUGCGCCACGAGUCAUAGAUGUUGAUGUUGUAGUUCGGGUUGUAUCCUUUGCCGCGGCUUGAUGGUGGCUGUAAAGUAAUGCAAUGAUAUUCUCAUGUGAAUAUUUCCUGGUGGCUUGAUAGAGAAAACUGAUAAACAUAUCUCUUUAUGAAAGUUUUAAUAAGAAAGGUAAUGCAAUAAAGUAGCAAUAUUUCUCAUUGAAGAUUUCCUGAUGACUUGAUGGAAAAUUUGAAAAAUGAUUAAUAAUAUUUUCCAUAUGAAAGCUUUCUAGUGUUUAAUAAAAAAAAUGCAAUGCAUUAAAUUAUAAAUGUUUCUUGUAUGAAGGUUUUCCUAAUGGCUUAAUAGAAAAUUUUAAACUGAUGAACUAUUUCUCAUAUAUGAAAGUUUUCCAGUAGUUUAACAAUAAUGAUAAUGCAAUAAAGUAUGAAUAUUUCU